CGGGGGGGCGGGUGGGGGGGAACGGGGCCGCCUCCCCCGGGCAGCUCCUGGGGCCGCGCCCGCCGCCCGGCGAUGGUGGUGGCGGCGGCGGCAGGAACUUCCCCUUGAGGGCUCGGGUCGGGCCGCGCCGCUGGGCCGGGAGAGGAGCGGAAAGUGGGGAAAGCCUGAGAACUUCCCGCCCGCCCGCCCUGCCGGGCUUCGCCGCUUCCCUCCUGAGAGAUGUCUGAGGCUCCUGCUCAGUGUUGCAUCAAGCAGGAAAGAAUUUCGUACACACCUCCAGUGAGCCCGGUACCAAAUUACACUUCCUCGUCACCACUACAUGUCCCAGUGCCUCGAGCCAUCAGGAUGGAGGAAGACACGAUCCGACUGCCGGCACACCUGCGUUUGCAGCCCAUUUACUGGAGCAGGGAUGAUGUGGCACAGUGGCUCAGGUGGGCAGAGAAGGAGUUUUCCUUGAGGCCGAUUGAGAGCAACACUUUUGAGAUGAACGGCAAGGCUCUGCUGCUCCUGACCAAAGAGGACUUUCGAUACAGGUCUCCUCAUUCAGGUGAUGUUUUGUAUGAACUCCUUCAGCAUAUCCUGAAGCAAAGGAAAGCUCGUAUGCUCUUCACACCUUUCUUCCACCCUGGGAACUCUAUCCAUGCUCAGCCAGAGGUCCUAUUACACCAGAAUUAUGAUGAAGAUAGCUUUGUCCAGAGACCUUCAAGACCAUCCACAGAAACUGUCCACCACAACCCCCCAACCAUUGAACUGUUGCAUCGUUCUAGAUCACCCAUCACCAACAACCACCGUCCAUCACCAGACCCCGAUCAGCGGCCACUGAAGUCCCCUAUGGACAACAACACUAUGCGUCACCUCUCCCCAGCUGACAGGUUACCAGGGACAAGGCAUCAACAAGAGAACAACCACCAGGAGUCCUAUCCUCUUUCAGUGUCCCCGAUAGAAAACAACCACUGCCCUCCUCCUUCUGAGGUGCUCCAGAAGCCCUCCAGCCCUCGCCAGGAGAACACCAGGGUCAUCCAGCUGAUGCCCAGCCCUAUCAUGCAUCCUUUGAUACUGAACCCCAGGCACUCCGAUUUCAAACCACCAAGGUUGUCUGAGGAUGGGCUGCACAGGGAGGUAAAGCCAAUCAACCUGUCUCACCGGGAAGAGUUAGCUUAUAUGAACCACAUCAUGGUGUCUGUAUCCCCUCCUGAGGAUCAUGCAAUGCCCAUUGGAAGAAUAGCAGACUGUAGGUUGCUUUGGGAUUAUGUUUAUCAGCUGCUUUCUGACAGCCGGUACGAAAAUUUCAUCCGAUGGGAAGAUAAGGAAUCCAAAAUAUUUCGGAUAGUGGAUCCCAACGGGCUGGCCCGGCUGUGGGGAAACCACAAGAACAGAACAAAUAUGACUUACGAGAAAAUGUCCAGAGCCCUACGCCACUACUACAAACUAAAUAUUAUCCGGAAGGAGCCAGGACAAAGGCUUUUGUUCAGGUUCAUGAAGACCCCAGAUGAGAUUAUGAGUGGCCGAACAGACCGCCUCGAGCACCUUGAAUCCCAGGAACUGGAUGAACAAAUAUACCAAGAAGAUGAGUGCUGAAGGGGACUGGUGCACCUCCUCUGUGGCUCCAUGGGAUAAACGUCUACCCAAAUGGCUGGCAUGGUUUGGGAGUGGAAAUAACAACACAGCAGCAGUACUUGGGGUCGCCGCUUAGCUUGAAGACCACACAGGACCUGAAGCACCUUAACAAAACAAACUAACAGGCAGAAGUGGUGCUGGCAGAAAAGUUAAGGGGAGAAAGCCUGGACUUAUGCACUACUUCACUGUUCCUACAAAGUCUCCCUUGAGUUCUUUUUUUCUUUUUGGUUUGUUUCAGUUUGGGGGGGGGGGGGGUGGGUUUGUUGUGUUUUUUUGUUGUUUUUUUUUUUUCCCCUAAUAAACAUGCAGUUUGACUUUCCUUAUAUCACAUAGG
This is a messenger RNA of Apus apus (common swift), 1951 nucleotides long. It is a transcript of the gene ETV6, whose product is annotated as ETS variant transcription factor 6. The coding region runs from base 220 to 1578 and encodes 452 amino acids. Gene Ontology annotation, molecular function: DNA-binding transcription factor activity, RNA polymerase II-specific; sequence-specific DNA binding. Gene Ontology annotation, biological process: regulation of transcription by RNA polymerase II; cell differentiation. Gene Ontology annotation, cellular component: nucleus. The transcript has 8 exons. NCBI's taxonomy places the organism in Eukaryota, Metazoa, Chordata, Aves, Apodiformes, Apodidae. The record is from RefSeq and is a predicted model, not a curated record.